CAAUUAUUUAUUCAUAUGUACACACCCUUGCAAAGUUGUAAUAUCUUUCUUGCCAUCCUCUUCACCUUCCAUGGCCAUCUCUGUCACAGCCGCCCUCUCUGCUAGAUCUCUCUUAUCAUCCACGGAGAGAAAGAGGAGCUCCAACAUCCAGCGCGACUGAAAAAUGGCAGCAGCUGCAUCGACUUGCAGUAUGAGAAAGAUGAGUAUAUUUGCAGUCAUGGUGCUCUCUGUUCUCGACCAUAGAACAUGCAUGGCCACAGCUUCAACAGGUUGGGAUGACCCAGAUUUCUUCCGAUACUGCCCACCGUCGCGGUGCAGCAAGGAUGGACCUGAGAUCCGGUUUCCGCUUCGGCUUGAGACCAGCAAUUCAUCGUCAUUGUGCGGCGCAACGUGCGCGAAGCUGGCUUGCUCCGGCCAAGACACCAUCCUACUUCACCCAUUUCUUGGCCCAUGCAAAGUGGCUGCCAUAGAUUACAGGCAUGGUGCCUUCAGCAUAGUCCCACUCGCGGACUCCUUGUCGCCAUGCCCACUUCAGAAGCUCAUCUCCAAAAAUCUAUCAGCUGAUGUCUAUUCCGACUGUGCAUUAAACAUGCACAUGCCCGGAAAAAUAAUAAGCUGUUCAAGGGAGUUUGUACCAAGCAGCGCUACUGAAGUUGAUAACGAUUACCUCGUAAAAAAUGCUGACGAUUUUAUUGUUGGCCCAAUCUCUUGCUUUAGCAACCAAAGCCAGUUCAUGUAUUUGGUGAGUGCUCGUACAUACAUGUAUGUGCUUCCAGUGGACUGCAAGGUCGUCUCAAAUGUUCCAAUACCAUUUGGAUCCCUGGAUGCAACAUUCAAGCAAAUAUCGGAAAGGAUUAUCAGUUCUGCUGAAAUAACUAUUAGUUGGAUUGACUCAGACAAAUUGCUCCAUUGCACAAGAUGUGAACUCGGAGGGCGAAGUUGCGCAUUCAGCUCGCAAAGGAAUCAAACAUUCUGCAUACGUCACAAACCUCAUGGUUUGCAUGUCAAAAUCAUUGCAGCUAUAUCAUCGGUAGCCACAUUUGUUGCUCUUCUGUUGAUAUUGGUCACUGCACUGUAUCAUUCAGUGAAGAUAAAAUAUAACGAAGAGAUACAUUUGAAGGUUGAAAUGUUUCUCAAGACAUAUGGCACAUCCAAACCCAAAAGGUACACUUUCCCUGAAGUUAAGAAGAUGACAAGACGGUUUAAGGAUAAAGUAGGACAUGGCGGAUUUGGAAGUGUGUACAAAGGCGAGCUACCAAAUGGACUUCCUGUGGCAGUCAAGCUGCUAGAAAACUCUACAGGAGAGGGACAAGAAUUCAUCAAUGAAAUUGCAACCAUCGGAUUGAUCCACCAUGCAAAUAUUGUCCGCCUCCUAGGAUUUUGUUCGGAAGGGACGAGACGCGCUGUUAUUUAUGAAUAUAUGCCUAACGAGUCACUGGAGAAACACAUAUUCUCGCAUGACUCAGAUAUUUCUCAACAACCCCUAGUACCUGACAAAAUGCUAGACAUUGCUUUAGGCAUCGCCCGAGGAAUGGAGUACCUACAUCAAGGAUGCAACCAGUGCAUUCUCCACUUUGACAUCAAGCCACACAACAUCUUGCUGGACUACAACUUAUCUCCGAAGAUUUCAGACUUUGGUCUUGCAAAGCUGUGUUCAAGGGACCAGAGCAUCAUUAUGUUGACAGCAGCAAGAGGCACUAUGGGCUACAUUGCACCAGAGAUUUAUUCUAGGAACUUUGGGGGUGUAUCCUACAAAUCAGAUGUUUACAGUUUUGGCAUGCUGGUGUUAGAAAUGGUGAGCGGAAGGAGGAACUCAGACCCAAGUACUGAGAGCCAGGACGAGGUAUACCUCCCAGAGUGGAUCUACGAGAAAGUAAUCAGUGGGGAAGAAUUGGUGCUUCCUUCGGAAAUGACAUCACAAGAGAAAGACAAGGUGAAACAGAUGGCUAUUGUGGCACUAUGGUGUAUUCAGUGGAACCCCCAAAACCGUCCAUCAAUGACAAAGGUGGUAAACAUGUUAACAGGCAGGUUGCAGAAUCUGCAGAUCCCCCCUAAGCCCUUUGUCUCAUCUGAACAUCGCCCCAUGCCAUAAAACAUCAAGUACAAAUCACCAUGCUGUACUACAAUUUUACGUGUUGCAUGGUAAUGUCGUAGCAUGCAGAAUGCUCAAUUGCUUAGUGAACUACUGGGGCACCUGAUCUAGCUUAUAAUCCAUCCUCAUGUAAUGCUAUUAAUUAGAAAAAUAUGAUACUGGAUUUGCAAUGUAAUAUAAUAGUUGAAAGGUGAGAACAUGUCAAAGUACCUUA
Messenger RNA from Brachypodium distachyon (stiff brome), 2306 nucleotides. Its product is annotated as rust resistance kinase Lr10. The coding region runs from base 164 to 2092 and encodes 642 amino acids. Gene Ontology annotation, biological process: protein phosphorylation. The transcript has 4 exons. NCBI's taxonomy places the organism in Eukaryota, Viridiplantae, Streptophyta, Magnoliopsida, Poales, Poaceae. The record is from RefSeq and is a predicted model, not a curated record. Gene Ontology annotation, molecular function: ATP binding; protein kinase activity.